Molecule: messenger RNA, 615 nt
Organism: Tribolium madens (black flour beetle)
Lineage: Eukaryota; Metazoa; Arthropoda; Insecta; Coleoptera; Tenebrionidae
Product: homeobox protein ceh-5-like
Exons: 3
Coding region: 1-615 (204 amino acids)
Biological process (GO): regulation of DNA-templated transcription
Molecular function (GO): DNA binding; DNA-binding transcription factor activity, RNA polymerase II-specific
Source: RefSeq, a predicted model, not a curated record
AUGACAGCUCAAAAAGACACAACGCAAAAUCCCUCCGAUUUUAGCAUUGAACACAUUUUGAACCGAGCUGGGAGUUCUUCGAGUGGUGUUAGUAAUUUGGAUUUAUGUGAAAACACAGCAACAAAUUCGGCAAUGUCUUUGGACCCUUAUUCGUGGUUGCAGUGUACGAGAUAUUGCCCACCGAAAGUUCCAAUGGCUUUAGGAGCAAAUAAACGAGAUGGGCCCCAAAAAAGACAGUUGGGACGCCAUCCCAGGAUUCCCUUCACAAGUUAUCAGUUAUCAGUUCUUGAGGAAAAAUUCAAACAAAGUCCUUAUCUUAGUAGUGAAGAAGUUACAAUGUUGUCGAGGCAACUUCAAUUGGUCGAUGUUAGGGUCAAAAUUUGGUUCCAAAACAGGAGAGCAAGAGAAAGAAGAGAAAAACAACAAAGUAAAAAUAAUAGUGAAAGUAGUACGAAAGAAAUAAGUGCAAAUGUUAGUAGGACUAGCCCUGUAAGUGUUAUUAGUGACACAAAUGUUUAUAAUUUUUUUCCUCCAAAUACGAUAUUGACGAAUAAUUUAACAGGAUUUUUAGUUCCUAAUCAGAUUCAGCUUUUCGAUAAUAGUGACGACAGUUAA